AUGGAGCAGUCGGCGGCCCAGUCGUCAUCGUAUGCCCACGACAAGGUCGACUCCAACGACAUCGAGUCCGGCUAUGCCUCUGGCCAGUCCGACUACUCCCCGUCACCACGCAACGAGAAGCCCGUUAUUUCCCUCAGCAAGUCGCACAUCGAGUACCUCAACGAGCAGAUGGAGACGAUGCACCCCAUGGACAUCCUCCGGUUCUGCAAGAUCAUGUUCCCCAACCUGUACCAGUCAACGGCGUUUGGCCUGACGGGCCUCGCCACCAUGGACAUGCUGUCCAAGAUCCAGAAGGAGAACCCAGAGUCCCGCACCGUCGACCUCAUCUUCCUCGACACCCUGUACCACUUCAAGGAGACGUACGAGCUCGUCGACCGCGUCAGGGAGAGAUACCCCAACGUGCCCAUCCACAUCUACAAGCCCGACGGCAUGGAGACGGCUCAGCAGCUCGAGGAGACGUACGGCGAAAAGUUCUAUGAGACUGCCGGCGACAUGUACGACUGGAUCGUCAAGGUCGAGCCCCUGCAGCGAGCGUACGACGAGCUCAAGGUGGCGGCUGUGCUCAACGGCCGUCGGCGGUCCCAGGGCGCUGCCCGCGGCUCCAUCCCCAUCAUCGAGCUCGACGAGGAGAGGGGCAUCGUCAAGAUCAACCCCAUGGCCGCCUGGACGUUUGCCCAGGUCAAGCAGUACAUCCAGGAGAACAACGUCCCCUACAACGCCCUGCUCGACAAGGGCUACAAGUCGGUCGGCGACUGGCACUCGACCAGCCCGGUCGGCGAGGGCGAGGAUGAGCGUGCCGGUCGAUGGAAGGGCCAGGGCAAGACGGAGUGCGGCAUCCACAACAAGAAGUCCAAGUACUCCGAGUUCAUUGCCAAAAAGGAGCAGACUGCGCCUGUGUCAUGA
Messenger RNA from Trichoderma reesei QM6a, 903 nucleotides. RefSeq names its product phosphoadenosine phosphosulfate reductase. The record is from RefSeq and is a predicted model, not a curated record. Gene Ontology annotation, cellular component: cytoplasm. The transcript has a single exon. The coding region runs from base 1 to 903 and encodes 300 amino acids. Gene Ontology annotation, molecular function: phosphoadenylyl-sulfate reductase (thioredoxin) activity. Lineage: Eukaryota; Fungi; Ascomycota; Sordariomycetes; Hypocreales; Hypocreaceae.